UAUUUGUAUCAUUUAUCCUUAAGUCUUUAAUUUUUUUUUGAGAAAAUAGAUGUCACAUAACUAGACUGUACAAUUUUUUCCGCUUAAUUGCAUCAGAAAUUGAAGUGCAAAUUUCCAAUACUAUAAUUGUUUAGGAAAUAAUCUUCAAUACAUUAAUCUGAGCGCAUGGAUCGUGUCAGACUGGUGGUCUUGGUAUCUCCUUUGUUGAUUGAAAACAUUUUUGCAGAGAUAGCACCUGUAGAUCCUAAGUGCUUCGAUCCUCAUAGUCAUAAAGUGCGAUGCUGUACUGCCCACAGAACCUUUCGAGGGAAAUGUUACCCUUGUGUAGGAGCUUUUGGAAAGGAAUGUAACAAACCUUGCAAACCAGGGUACUAUGGUCUGAAAUGUCAAGAAAAAUGUCAUUGCGAGAGAUGUAAUGCAACUACUGGAGAAUGCUUUUACAAAGCAAAAGCAUCAGUAUGUGUCGGGAACACUGGGUACAACUGUACGAUACCCUGUCCUAAAGGAUAUUAUGGCAGAGGAUGUAAGGAAGAAUGUAUUUGUGAGAACUGUGAUAGCAUAACCGGCGUCUGUCCUCAACAGAAAACAUCAAGGAUUUCCUUUGUCUCCAUCGCUAUUUUUCUAGCGGCUGGAAUUUUAUUUGUUGCUGCAUUAGUGGUUUGUCUAUUUGUGAUGAGAUCUUCAAGGAAAAUAUCGUCGAAUUCAGAUAAUAAUUAUAUGCCUGAAAGUUCCACCCCUGGCGAUUAG
This is a messenger RNA of Saccostrea cuccullata (small rock oyster), 747 nucleotides long. RefSeq names its product multiple epidermal growth factor-like domains protein 10. The transcript is spliced from 6 exons. NCBI's taxonomy places the organism in Eukaryota, Metazoa, Mollusca, Bivalvia, Ostreida, Ostreidae. The record is from RefSeq and is a predicted model, not a curated record. The coding region runs from base 166 to 747 and encodes 193 amino acids.